AUGUCGGCAGAACCAUUAUUGCCCACACACAACGGGCCACAGGCGGGUGAAGCGGCUUCCACAGACCAGAAGUUCGUCGUAGUGCGGUUUUCGGACGUAGCAGUAGGGGAUCUGCAGUUGAACGUAUCGAAUGUGCCGUAUGCGAAUAUAAAUACGCACUGGUUGCGUCGAAUGUGUAGGGAGUUACGGCCCCAAUAUACGCAGAGGAGAAGACUGAAGUUUAUCAGGAAUGGUAGCAUUCUAAACACGCAUUCUAAGAUAUCUGAUGAACUGGCGCAUUAUUUUGGUGCUGGAAGCAGCAACUCCGACACUGGCACAAGUGCCAGCGGUGGGGCGGAGCAGAACAAGUACUAUAUCCAUUGUAUAAUUGGCACGGAGGAUCUCACGCCAGCAGAGCUCGCUACCGAGGACCUGAAGGAUGAUGCGACCCCGUCCAAUGAGUCCAUGACCACACAGGCCAUCGGGUUUGACAGACUACGAUCAGUGGGGUUUACCGAACAAGAAAUUGAACUACUGAGACAGCAGUUCCGAGCCACUUAUGGGGACUUGGAAGAGGAGGAGGAGAGACUCGUCCAAAGUAGUAACAGAGAUGACGAUGUCCAUGACAUUAGACAACUAGAGGAACAGUGGAUGGAAAGCGGGAAUGGCACCACCCCGGAGAACGGCGCUGGCAAUGGAAACGAGGACAGGUUCAACUCCGUGCCCAUUGCCAACAUAAAGCAUAACAAGGACCUGUUACUGGGCAUAUGUGUAGGGUUUUUCUUUGGUGUCUUUGGUAUACUGUUGAUGAAAUUCGAUGGGUUGUUCAAUAGACGACAAAAAAUGGCAAUUUUCGCCGGUGUGAUUGUUAAUGUUAUGUUUUGUCUUGUUAGAGGUUUUUAA
Messenger RNA from Saccharomyces eubayanus, 882 nucleotides. RefSeq names its product Dsc3p (gene DSC3). The coding region runs from base 1 to 882 and encodes 293 amino acids. Gene Ontology annotation, cellular component: endoplasmic reticulum; Dsc E3 ubiquitin ligase complex. The record is from RefSeq and is a predicted model, not a curated record. Gene Ontology annotation, biological process: protein processing. The transcript has a single exon. NCBI's taxonomy places the organism in Eukaryota, Fungi, Ascomycota, Saccharomycetes, Saccharomycetales, Saccharomycetaceae.